Molecule: messenger RNA, 1002 nt
Organism: Arachis stenosperma
Lineage: Eukaryota; Viridiplantae; Streptophyta; Magnoliopsida; Fabales; Fabaceae
Exons: 2
Coding region: 1-1002 (333 amino acids)
Source: RefSeq, a predicted model, not a curated record
AUGGAAGAAGAGGCUAACACGUCAAUUAUCCUAGGAAGACCAUUUCUAGCUACUGCUGGAGCCAUCAUUGAUGUGCAGAAAGGGAAACUAGUCUUGAGAUUGCAUGAAGAGAAAAUGGUCUUCAACGUCUUUAAAGCAAUGAGUUACCCCAAAGAAUCCAUAGGAAAAUGCAUGCUGGUAGAUACUAUGCAACAGAUAGUUCAAGAAGUCAUGGAAGAAGAACAAUGUGGAGAAAGCAUUAAGCUGGAACAAGCACCAGAUGGAGAACUACCACAAGCAACCAUGAGAAACUCAAUCAUGCCAACUACCAUGGACAACAAAGAUGCAGAGUCACCAAAACUAGAGCUGAAAGCCUUACCACUCAGCUUGAAAUAUGCAUAUCUGGCACUCAAAUACUUGCUUACUAAACAAGAAUUUAAGCCUAGACUAAUAAGGUGGAUCCUUCUGCUCCAAGAAUUUGAUAUUGAGAUUAAAGAUAGGAGCGGAGCAGAGAACAAGGUAGCUGACCACCUCUCAAGGAUCCCACAAGAUGAAGAAAUGCAGCAAGUAGUAGUAAAUGAAAGCUUUCCUGAUGAACAAUUGAUGAUGAUUCGAGUAGCCCUUUGGUUUGCAGACAUAGCUAACUUAAAGGCUAUUGGGGAACUACCAACUAACAUCAACAAGCACAUGAAGAGGAACCUAAUCAAGGAUGCCAAACACUACAUCUGGAAUGACCCCUAUUUGUUCAAAAAAUAUGCUGAUGGAGUCCUAAGAAGGUGUAUAUCCCAUGAAGAAGGGCAGGAAGUGUUAUGGCAGUGCCAUGGGUCAGCAUAUGGAGGUCACUUCAGUAGAGAAAGGACAUCAGCAAAAGUGCUUCAAUCCGGAUUUUACUGGCCAGCAAUGUUUAAGGAUGCCAAGGAAAUGGUGUCAAGGUGCGAUGAAUGUCAAAGAACUGGUAAUCUAACCAAGAGGAAUGAGAUGCCACAACAAUACAUACUAGAGCUGGAGCUAUUUGAUGUAUAG